AUGGCUUUCGGUAAGAGCGCCACGUCCAUCGUGGAUUUUGCCACGCUGAAUGAGGGUGCAGACUCCAGCAUGCACCGCAGUACUUCCAACGGCUAUUCUCCAGUUGGUGGAGUAGUUGGAUUUGAGGCUGCUUUUCGGCAGAUAUUUGCAACUCAGCGAGAAGCAAACUUGGUCUGGCGCCGUAAGAUAUCUCAAUAUGACUCCCACUACCUCGGGUGGAACUUUCUGCACAUUGAGGAACUGCGGUGGAUGCUGUCGGAGGACAGCUUGGAGCAGAGGAAAGAGUUUGCGCCGGCAUUUGAGAGAGUCAUAUCGGGUGUUUUGAAGUUGUUCUGA
Molecule: messenger RNA, 336 nt
Organism: Aspergillus pseudoviridinutans
Lineage: Eukaryota; Fungi; Ascomycota; Eurotiomycetes; Eurotiales; Aspergillaceae
Exons: 2
Coding region: 1-336 (111 amino acids)
Source: RefSeq, a predicted model, not a curated record